Messenger RNA from Aedes albopictus (Asian tiger mosquito), 788 nucleotides. RefSeq lists its product as uncharacterized. Bases 20 to 724 code for a protein of 234 amino acids. The transcript has 2 exons. The record is from RefSeq and is a predicted model, not a curated record. NCBI's taxonomy places the organism in Eukaryota, Metazoa, Arthropoda, Insecta, Diptera, Culicidae.
UAGAUCUCGCUAUCCAACGAUGAACCAACUGAUCUCCCUUUCCAUAGGAGCCCUGCUCCUCGUAGCCCUCGGCCUUCGUCCCGCCGCAGCCGAAAUCGACCCGGACGACAGUUGCAUCCCGGGCACUGUCGGUUCCAUCAAGUCCAACCUGAUGCGAACCCUCAUCAUCUGCUACGUCUACGGCUGUCCUGAGGAACUCACAUCGCAGAUCGCCGCCAACUUCAACCAGUUCCACCGCUACGAUCUGCGAGAUGAAGACGACGACGACGAUUCCGGAAAUAGUACGUCGUCUUCCUCCGGCGGCGGUGGCGGCGGCAAUGGCACAUCCACCGACGACGAGAAGGAAGUUCCCACAAGGAUUCUCACCAAGUUGGCGAAGUUGACGUCGGCGCUGGAGAAGGACCGUACGGCUGCCCUCACCGCUUGUACCGAUUUCGUGUCCCUGCUGAACAAACUGAUCGUGGACAUCCUGGACAUCAACGACAAGUGCUUCCUGGAACCGCAAGCUAAAUACCCACCGGACUCGGCGGACGAGGGUUCGAUCGAUUGCGAUGAGAUGACCGUGUACAUGAAACAGCUGAAGAAGUAUUAUGGAGGACAGUGCGACUCUAAGGGCAAGAACUGCCCGGAGAAGCUGAAGUCGGCCGUCAGCUGGUUCAGCCGAGCAUACAAACAGUUGGGCAAGAGUUGCUACUAUGAUGCCUACGAGUAUCUGGAUAAAUAGGAUGUUGGGGACUUCCGGUAGAAUGGGGUUUUAUGGAGAGGAUGACUUGGAAAUGGAUCGAACC